AUGGCAUGGUUUGUGAAGGGCCCUUGUAACCUGGUACACAGGUUGGUCGACAGAGGGAACAAAGCAAACUUGAUGACUUCUGAGAGCAACCAUUUCACGGACGAAGUGGUAGUCCAACUCAAUGUGACGUGUGCGGGCAUGAAAAACUGGAUUGGCCGCCAUGUGAGUGGUGCUGAGACUGUCACAAUAGAGGAGGACUGA
This is a messenger RNA of Prunus armeniaca (apricot), 201 nucleotides long. NCBI's taxonomy places the organism in Eukaryota, Viridiplantae, Streptophyta, Magnoliopsida, Rosales, Rosaceae. The record is from the annotation of a GenBank genome assembly.